This is a messenger RNA of Chinchilla lanigera (long-tailed chinchilla), 4036 nucleotides long. RefSeq names its product leucine-rich repeats and immunoglobulin-like domains 2 (gene Lrig2). The record is from RefSeq and is a predicted model, not a curated record. The coding region runs from base 210 to 3401 and encodes 1063 amino acids. NCBI's taxonomy places the organism in Eukaryota, Metazoa, Chordata, Mammalia, Rodentia, Chinchillidae. Gene Ontology annotation, molecular function: protein binding. The transcript is spliced from 18 exons.
GUCGCGGGGCGGGGCGGAGGAGCCCUGUCUGCGGCGCCUGAGCCGUGUGUCCCUGGCCGACGCCCCCGCUGUCGCGCCGCUUCCAGCUUUUGCCUGCUUUUGUACACGUGACGGUCAGGGCUUCGGGCCUGCUCACGCCGCCGGGCGUCUCCGCCGAGCCGCCUAGUCCUGCAGGCGGCUCUUCUCGACCGGGCCGGGUUGCGGGGAAGAUGGCGCCGGCGCCUCUAGGCGUCCAGGACGAGCAGCUCUUGGGGUGCCGCUCCGCACCCCUCUCCCGGCUCCUCUUCCUCGCCCAGGCGGUCCUGCUGCUGCCCGGCGCCCGGGCCGGCCCCUGCCCCGCACCCUGCUCCUGCGGCGCCGCGCUGCUGGACUGCAGUCGCAGGAGGCUGCCCGCGCAGAGCUGGAGGGCGCUGGCGGGCCCGCUGCCCCCCGACACAGCCAGCUUGGAUUUGAGUCAUAAUCGGUUGUCUAACUGGAACAUCAGCUUGGAAUCACAAACAUUACAAGAAGUGAAAAUGAACUACAAUGAGUUAACAGAAAUUCCAUACUUUGGAGAACCAACAUCUAAUAUUACUCUACUUUCAUUAGUCCAUAAUUUAAUCCCAGAAAUAAAUGCAGAGGCAUUCCAGUUUUAUCCUGCUCUUGAGAGUUUAGACCUCAGCUCCAAUAUAAUAUCAGAAAUUAAGACAUCUUCAUUUCCUCGCAUGCAGCUUAAACAUCUGAACUUGAGUAAUAAUAGGAUAACUACCUUGGAAGCUGGUUGCUUUGAUAAUUUAUCAAGUUCCUUAUUAGUGGUAAAGUUAAACCGGAACCGGAUUAGUAUGAUUCCACCUAAGAUCUUCAAGCUGCCUCAUCUCCAGUUCUUGGAACUUAAAAGAAACAGAAUUAAAAUUGUGGAGGGCCUUACAUUCCAAGGGCUUGACUCCUUAAGAUCUUUGAAAAUGCAGCGGAAUGGAAUUAGCAAACUUAAAGAUGGAGCAUUUUUUGGCUUGAAUAACAUGGAAGAACUAGAACUAGAACACAAUAACCUUACGCGAGUGAACAAGGGGUGGUUAUAUGGCUUGCGAAUGUUACAGCAGCUGUAUGUUAGCCAGAAUGCUAUUGAAAAAAUCAGCCCUGAUGCGUGGGAGUUCUGCCAGAGACUAUCGGAACUUGAUUUGUCUUACAACCAACUGACGCGCCUGGAUGAAUCUGCCUUUGUGGGUCUCAGUUUACUGGAGAGAUUGAAUUUAGGGGACAACAGAGUCACUCACAUUGCUGAUGGUGUAUUUAGGUUUCUUUCUAAUCUUCAGACACUAGACUUACGAAACAAUGAAAUUUCAUGGGCCAUAGAAGAUGCUAGUGAAGCCUUUACUGGACUCACAAGUCUCACUAAAUUAAUCUUACAAGGAAACCAGAUUAAGUCAAUUACAAAGAAAGCAUUCAUUGGUCUUGAAUCCCUUGAGCAUCUAGAUCUGAACAACAAUGCUAUAAUGUCUAUCCAAGAAAAUGCUUUUUCUCAGGCUCAUUUGAAAGAACUGGUUCUGAACACAAGCAGUUUGCUCUGUGACUGUCAUUUGAAAUGGUUGCUUCAGUGGCUGGUUGAUAAUAACCUCCAUCACUCUGUAAAUGUAAGCUGUGCCCAUCCUGAAUGGCUGGCAGGUCAAAGCAUCCUGAACGUGGACCUAAAGGAUUUUAUCUGUGAUGAUUUUCUCAAGCCACAGAUAAGGACACAUCCUGAAACCACAGUUGCUCUAAAGGGCAUUAAUGUGACUCUGACCUGUACUGCAGUAAGCAGCAGCGAUUCACCAAUGUCCACGGUGUGGCGCAAAGACAGUGAAAUUCUGUAUGACGUGGAUAUUGAGAAUUUCGUCCGUUAUCAGCAGCAAGCUGGAGAAGCUCUGGAACAUACUAGUAUUUUACAUCUUUUCAAUGUGAAUUUCACAGAUGAAGGGAAAUACCAGUGUAUUGUUACUAAUCACUUUGGCUCCAAUUAUUCUCAGAAAGCCAAACUAACUGUGAAUGAAAUGCCAUCUUUCUUGAAAACUCCAAUGGACCUAACUGUUCGCACUGGUGCCAUGGCCAGAUUAGAAUGUGCUGCAGAGGGGCACCCUGUACCUCAGAUUUCCUGGCAGAAAGAUGGUGGUACUGACUUUCCGGCUGCUCGAGAAAGACGCAUGCACGUCAUGCCGGAGGAUGAUGUCUUCUUCAUUGCCAACGUGAAAAUAGAAGACAUGGGAAUCUAUAGCUGCAUGGCCCAGAAUAUAGCAGGAGGCCUCUCAGCAAAUGCUUCACUAACGGUGCUGGAGACACCUUCAUUUAUCAGGCCUCUGGAGGACAAGACAGUGACCCGAGGUGAAACAGCCGUGUUGCAGUGCAUAGCUGGAGGGAGCCCUGCCCCGCGCCUCAACUGGACUAAAGAUGACGGCCCGCUGCUGGUGACAGAGCGACACUUCUUUGCUGCAGCCAACCAGCUUCUCAUCAUUGUGGAUGCCGGGCUAGAAGAUGCGGGGAAAUACACUUGCAUUAUGUCUAACACUCUUGGGACAGAACGUGGCCAUAUUUACCUGCAUGUCAUUUCGUCCCCCAACUGUGAUUCGUCUCAGAGCAGCAGUGGGCAUGAAGAUGACGGCUGGACCACAGUUGGCAUUGUCAUCAUUGUUGUGGUCUGCUGUGUUGUGGGCACCUCUUUGAUCUGGGUCAUUGUUAUUUACCACAUGAGAAGGAAAAGCGAAGACUAUAGUAUCACCAACACAGAGGAGCUCAAUCUGCCUGCAGACAUUCCCAGCUACUUGUCUUCUCAAGGAACGCUGUCUGAGCCACAGGAAGGCUACAGCAACUCUGAGGCAGGCAGUCAUCAACAGCUUAUGCCUCCUGUCAGUGGGUACAUGCAGAGAGGCACUGAUGGUGGCACUGGUGCUCGGGUGAUCUGCUCAGAUUGCUACGACAAUGCCAACAUUUACUCAAGGACUCGAGAGUACUGUCCGUAUACCUAUAUCGCCGAGGAGGAUGUUCUGGAUCAGACACUGUCGAGCCUCAUGGUCCAGAUGCCCAAAGAGACGUUUUUGUCAUGUCCUUCCCAAGACGUUGCUGCCCUGGAGAACUUAGUAUCAUUGGCAGACAGAGAACUGUCUGCCUUUCCCACCAACCACGAGCGGAUAAAUGAAAAGAAAUUUCCCUCCACACAGAUGAGCAAUGAAACAUUGCAGCAGCCUCUGUGGAGCAUAAACAGAGAGCCAGGCCUGCCUCGUGCUCCCUUUUCCCAGCAGCCAGUCCUCGAGCCCCCACCGCUGCAUCGGAAGGAGGACCUGGCGGAGCGAGAACCAGCCUGUUCUUCCCCCGUGCCCUGCCACAGGCUGCACGACCGUGCGUUUGACUUCAGUAGGACUCGGAACGUUCAGAAUGGGAGUGAGGACACAUGAAGCCCACACCAGAAUGAAAUUUGGGCAGAGACGGAAGUUAGUUAAUCUUGUAUUUGCUACCUCACAAUUCGGAAGAAACCCCCAAGUCAGCAUGUGCUUUACUCUUGGUUUAUGAUUACAUCUCCCACGCCAAGGUGGGCUUGGUGGGCUCACACUUGACAAGGAAAGGGUCGUGGCUGACGGAAGUGAGUGUAUCAAGUUGAAAAUCUGUGGCACUGGCAGAGGAAGGUGUGGAGCAAGCGUGUUUCCUGAUGGUCCGCGGGGAUGUGCCCGGGUGUGCACUGCCCACUGGCAAGUGUCUCAUUGCUGCUUGCCCUGCCGGGUCGUCCUAGUUCAUGGACUGGGCCUGCGAAAACGUCACUGCUUUGACGUUCUGUUUUGCCUUCCAAGGAACGAAGAUAAGCUCAGAGCCCUCUGAGAAGUGUACCUGGGGUCCUUCAGUGGGUUUAAGCAGGUAGUUGAGAUCAGGGCUUUGAUAUUCAAGGUCCUUGGCAAGAAUCCCAGGUUUGACCAGCUGGUAGCAGGUCAAAGGUUUUUGUAUUCUUGUGAAUUAUUAUUAUUAUUAUUUUUUGUCCCUAUUGCCCAGGGAUCUCAGUGUAAAUAUAUGUGCAUUUAUAAAUAAUUUUUCUAUUCAA